Molecule: messenger RNA, 3408 nt
Organism: Venturia canescens
Lineage: Eukaryota; Metazoa; Arthropoda; Insecta; Hymenoptera; Ichneumonidae
Product: caspase-1-like
Exons: 7
Coding region: 676-1845 (389 amino acids)
Biological process (GO): positive regulation of neuron apoptotic process; apoptotic process; proteolysis
Cellular component (GO): cytoplasm
Source: RefSeq, a predicted model, not a curated record
UAUGAAAAAUUCAAUUUUUAUAAUUUAUAAUUCCAACAAUUUAUAAGAGUACUCCCAAUCAUAAUAAUACUGUUACGAAUCUCCAUUCCGUUUUGCCACGGGCGAUCGAACGAAGGCCGAUAUGAAGUUCGAACUCCGACGUCGAGCUCGAAUAAUGUAAACAACAGAACCCCGGGGAAAACAUCGCACUCAGCUCCCGAAUAAAUGGAAAAACAUUUGAGACCUUCAGUCGUUUAUUGAUGUUAACACAGACCGGACUCUGUUCGUGGACGCUUGUUGUUUUUCCCGGUGCGAAUAAAAUUCCGCGUGACAAAAGUGAUAUUUCGCGUUAAUCGUUGUUUUGACAUUCGUUCAUCGGAGAGAAUAACAAUUUGAUUUAGUGGGAUUCUAAAAUGAUUUUCUUUUCGAUUAAAAUUUUCGGCCCGAGUGUUUGGUUUCGGUUUUCGACAAAUGAGUAAAUAAAACAUAGUGAAUAUGUAGCAUUGAGCAAACUUCGCACGAAGGAUUUUAGUACGACAUUGAUCAAAUCUUAUUUUCAUCGACGACUCCUUCGUUGAGUAAACUAAACGAAGGAUUUUUCUUCUAUUUACCUUUUUUUCCGACGCUCGAAAGUAGAUCAUAUAUAUAUAUAUAUAUAUUGAGGAGAGAUUCGAGCGUUACUAUUAUAUCAUCAGAAUGGCCAAACGUAAAUUUCCCAGUUACUUCAGUGAGGUACCAGGGGAAGAUGAUACGGAGGAAGAUGAUAGCGCGAGCGACAACGAAAUGCGAACCGCUGGAGCAAUAACGGAGAAACGACGACGACGCGUCAGUGACGUGAUCGACAGGCAGAUCGAGUUUGAAGACUCUGUUUCCGAAGGUUUCACGACGCCCCGACGACACGGAACCGAAGUCGAAACGACUUCACCGGAUCAGGGAUAUUGUACCACACCCGAUUCACAUAAUUUAUUCAUGCCGGAUUGGCUACAUAAAACUCGAGACCUGUCAGAUGCAACGCCAAAUACCUUUGGUGAAGCAUCCGGUAUCUCUAGGAGUUGCAGUAACUCAACGACAAACGUAACAGCUCCGAUGCCGGUGCCAAUCGACGCCGAGCGUUAUAACAUGAAUCAUAAAAAUCGCGGAAAAUGUAUUGUCUUUAAUCACGAAUAUUUCGACACGGGUUUCGAGGAUCGAGUGGGAUCGACCGUUGACGCGAAAAAGAUUCAGCAAACUUUUCUCAAUCUUGGAUUUGAAGUGGAAAUUCUCGAUAAUCUCGUCCACGUUGAGGUCAUUGACAAAAUAACUAAGCUCAGCGAGGAAGAUCACGGGGACUCCGACUGUAUCUGUAUAUUCGUGCUCACUCAUGGCCUGUCGAACGACAUGAUCUUCGCAAAAGACGUGGCCUACAAAGCGGACAAGAUCUGGAAACCAUUUACCGCCGAUAAAUGCAAGUCUCUCGCUGGGAAACCUAAACUUUUUUUUCUUCAGGCAUGUCGAGGCGAUGAAUUGGAUGACGGCGUUACUCUGAUGGCACGUUCACGUAGAUACGGAAACUCCGAAACAGACUCAAUCGUCACUUCAUACAAAAUCCCAACGCACGCUGACUUUCUUAUUGCUCACAGUUCUGCACAAGGUUUCUACUCAUGGCGGAAUCCAACGAAAGGUACAUGGUUCGUUCAAUGCCUGUGCGAAGUUCUAGAUGGGUACGCCGAUACGACAGAUUUGUUGAAGAUGCUGACGAUAACGGCUCGGAAAAUAUCUACAGAACUGGAGUCGUACAACGAUUUAAAUCCCACGCAGAGUGGAAGAAAACAAGUUCCUUCGAUAACGACGAUGCUCCUCAGGGAUAUUUAUUUCACUCCGAAAUAAAAAGUUACAACGAACGACAUAAACGCUCGAAUUAUGGAGCUGGAAAGGUGCGUUAUCGAGUCGAAUUACUCGCGAAGUUAUUCAAAAAGAAAGUUAUUUUUGUUCAUUCGUUCGAAAAGAAAUGUCAUUACUCCGACAUAUGACAGAAGGGUCGAGUUUAAAAAUGAUUCCGAUUUUCCUUCAUUUUUUUUGAGAUUUUUUUCUAUUUUUCAUAAUCUCAGUCAGAACAAUCGAUCGGGUUAUUUAAUUAAUAGGUUUGAAAAAAAAACAUGUAUUUUUACCGUGUAUAAACUUGUUUUUGUUAUAACGUUUGUUGUUCGAACACGAAGACAUUCGGUUUGUUACUUUUCUAAUAAAACCAUACAAACCAAUAUUUUCUGAUCACCAUUAAGAAUAAUAAUUUUUUUUUUUCUUCCGUUUAAGAAGAUCACAUUGCAAUAGAAAAUUCGAUUUUUAUUUGUCGAUACGAGAAUAUCGAUUGUUAUCGGUUGAUCAGAAAACCUUUUGAGAACGAAUCUCCCAAAAAUAAUGUAACAACCCUUUUGACGGUAUCGUUUGUUCUGACUCGCAUUGGAAAGUUUUGCCAAAGGUUUCAAACGGUUUACGAAUAACGAUCCUUUGUCAAUCAGUCAGGGAUUUUCUUAGUGUACUUCACUAUUCGGUGAUAAUAAAAAUUGUCAAUCGGAGCUGUUUCCAUAUAUAGUUCCAUAUAUAUCCAUGCGUGAGACGCAUUCGAGUGGAUAACGAUUGGAAUGAAACUCUCAGGAAAUCACUACUCCCUUUUGGUCCAACGAACCUCUCUUUGAUCCAACGAUCACGAAACGUUGUGAGAGCUAUGAAAAUGCAAUUGACAAGUAUUUAUUUAUUUAUUUUUUCUUUUUCCAUGCGACACUGUUCUUAUAGUCCUCACGAAAUUUUUUGUCAUAAUUUUUUAUAGCUCAAUUAUUUUGUAAAUGGUAGUUUUAAUAUUGCUCGAAUACUUAACUUAAACACGCCGAUUAACUUAAUGUUAAAUCCCAUAAGAAUUUCGAUUCGUUGAUCCAAGCUGUGCGAAUUAACAGGUCUUUUAGAAACGUGAUCGGGAAAGGCUAUGAGCGAAUAAUGUGAGAAUGCUAUUAAAGAGCGAGAUAUUGAUUUCCGAUACUAGCACAAUUUCUGUUAAUAAAUAUAAUUGGUUCUGCUUGCUCCAGACCUCUUAUUUCCGCACGUCGCAUAUCUUGGUUUGGAAUGUGCUCCACUCGUAUGGGAAAGUACCAAGUAACCUUCAACGAAAUGAUUUGUCACGCUUUUCAAUUAAAAUCCUCGAUCAAAUAAAACUGCCAAACUGUACAUGUCCACUCGUAUCAUUAAUGAAAUAUACAAUCAGUUACUCACCACUUGUCUUGCAUUGAAAAAAUACUCUAAUGUAUUGUCAUUGCAUUAUUGUAGAUAAUUGACAACAAGGCGGAUGAAAAAACUAUAAUGCCUGACUUUUAUGCAAAGUGGCAAAGUAUUGCAUAAAACUCGUACUCUUGUUUACCCUUGUGUAUAUCUUAUUAGGGACAUAAAAUUUCAAAGAGAAAA